GGGGCCGACCUCAUCAUUAUUCUGUCUCCACCACUCUACUGCCUCUUGGGCUGCACCAGCCCAUCCCCCCAGCAGCUGUCGCUGACCUCUCUGAGCCCUUCCUAUCUUCUGGGAGGGAAUUGCUGGGGUUGUCCCGGCAACCAGAGUCUCCUGCCUCUCUCGACAUGUCACCGUUUGACCGGAUUUGGAUUUGCAUCCCAUCUGGUCAGCGAUGAAGUGGGAGCAGCCAAUGCCACUUACCCCACUGAGACAUCAACUCCAAAUUGAGACAUCAACUGCAGAGUCAUGGGAUUUCACCACAGGGAAGAUGGCCUUGUGGUGCUAGAGGCAGUGCGUAAAGGAAAACAAGGAGCUGUGCAGACCUGGAGAAAAUUACUGGACAACACGGAUUGCACAGGGGGACAAUGAAGGCCAUUUUUCUCCUGUUCUUUCUAACUAUUGGGAUCUGUGCUAACCGUCCUUACCCAUACCAUUCUGGCUAUCCCAACAAUAAUGACAACAGUUGUGACAACUAUGGAAAUGAACCAUAUCCACCAAAUAUGAACCGUCAAAUCCAAGGAAGUGUCCGGAUGCCAAACCCAGCAUUCAUCAACAGUAAUUCCAACUUUGCCUUCAAGUUCUUAAGGCAGGCUUCCAAUGGAGCUGAGAGGAGCAGUCUGGCAAGGGAGAACCUUGUCUUCUCUCCCAUGUGCAUCUCAUCUGCAUUUGCUAUGCUGGCACUGGGUGCCAAGGCCAACACCUUAAAUCAGAUCCUCAGAACACUCAGCUUCACCCCAGCAGAGAUCCAGGAAAGCAUGAUACAUCAAGGUUUCCAUGAUGUCCUCUACAGGUUAAACAAUGAGGGGAAUGGUCUUCAAGUGGAAACAGGCAGUUGCCUCUUUGUCGAAAACAAGCUGCGUCCACAACAGGCAUUUUUGGAUGGAAUUAGAAACAUCUAUGGAGGAGAGCUUUUCAUGGAAGAUUUUAAGAAUGCGGCAGAAACUGAACAACACAUCAAUAGUUAUAUUGAAAAGAAAACUCAUGGGAUGAUUCCCAAGCUGGUUGACCAAAUCAAUCCAAUUACUGAAGUACUACUGGUGAGCUAUAUUUAUAUGAAAGCCAAGUGGAAGAAGCCUUUUAACCCAAAGUACACCGAACUGCACGACUUCUAUGUGAAUCCUUACACCGCUGUGAAAGUGCCAAUGAUGUUCCAGAUGGGCAUGUUUGAAAAUUGUCGUGACGAUGAGUGGUCUUGUACUGUUCUAAAAAUGCCCUAUGACGGGCAUGCGGCUGCAUUUUUUAUCCUGCCUGACCCAGGGCAACUGGACAAUGUGGUCAACAGUCUGUCAUGUGAAGUUUUGCAGUCCUGGAAGAGAAAACUGAGAAAGAGCCCAACAGAUGUGUACAUUCCAAAAUGCACGGUUAGUGGAAAACUUAACCUAAAAGGGAUCAUGUAUCCUCUGGGUAUAGUCGAUGUGUUCACCGAUAAGGCAGAUCUAUCUGGAAUCACAGGGAAGCCACAACACAGGCUCUCAGAAGCUGUUCAUAAGGCUGUAAUGAUGAUAGAUGAGAGAGGAACAGAAGCCUCCGCAGCCUCUUCUAUGGACAUAGUGCCGAUGUCUAUGCCUGCCACCAUCAAACUGGACAGGCCUUUCCUCAUUUUGAUUGCUGAUGAAAAAACCAGCAGUAUCCUCUUUAUGUCCAAGAUGUUAAACCCGAGUGAGAAGCAGACAGGCUAAAGCACCUGAUUACUCAAUAAUAAACAUGCUGACCUGAA
Messenger RNA from Hemicordylus capensis (graceful crag lizard), 1756 nucleotides. RefSeq names its product alpha-1-antitrypsin-like. Gene Ontology annotation, biological process: negative regulation of endopeptidase activity. Bases 405 to 1718 code for a protein of 437 amino acids. The transcript has 7 exons. The record is from RefSeq and is a predicted model, not a curated record. Gene Ontology annotation, molecular function: serine-type endopeptidase inhibitor activity. Lineage: Eukaryota; Metazoa; Chordata; Lepidosauria; Squamata; Cordylidae.